Neltuma alba is the source of this 717-nucleotide messenger RNA. Its product is annotated as ubiquitin-like protein 5. Bases 8 to 295 code for a protein of 95 amino acids. The record is from RefSeq and is a predicted model, not a curated record. Gene Ontology annotation, molecular function: protein binding. Lineage: Eukaryota; Viridiplantae; Streptophyta; Magnoliopsida; Fabales; Fabaceae. Gene Ontology annotation, biological process: protein modification process. The transcript is spliced from 2 exons.
GGAGGUAAUGUUGUGUUUCGUCGACUGCAAGGGAUUGGGAAUUAGGGUUUCAGGCUUUGUUACGGAGUCAAAGAUGAUCGAGGUCGUGUUGAACGAUCGAUUGGGCAAGAAGGUCCGGGUGAAAUGCAACGACGAUGACACCAUAGGCGACCUGAAGAAGCUGGUGGCGGCGCAGACCGGCACCAGAGCUGACAAAGUUCGCAUUCAGAAGUGGUACACCAUUUACAAGGAUCAUAUCACUCUGAAAGAUUAUGAAAUUCACGAUGGCAUGGGCCUUGAACUGUACUACAAUUAAGGGCCUUUACAUGGCUAGGAGCUGGGAGCAGUGUCGACCCUAGGAUCUCUCUGUAAUUUAUGUAUACUGGUAGACUUGUUGGCUUGGAAUAAUGUAUCUAUAUAUAUUACUUGCUUCUGGGUUUUACAUGCCUAGACUGUGAUCUAAUCGCUCUGAUUGGCGAAGUGUCUGAUGAUUGCCAAUUGCUUGUCGCUUCUUCCUCCUUUCGACAUUUGCCUCCACCUCCUCCUCCUGGCGGGGUUUGGGCCCAUGCUUCCGCCAUAUCAAUUUUCAGUGAAGUGUACAUUCAAACUCCUAUGAAUGAUGUUAUGGUGUGUCUAGAUUGGAGUUUACAAAUUUGAUUCUGGUUGCAAUUAAUUUUGGAAUCAAGUUAUUGGAACGUGAUGUGUUUAAAUACUAGUUUAAAACUGGUUUUGAUGAAA